UAGUGGCGAUAGUAUUACCGCGCUGUCUGACAAAAAAAACGUGCGCGUGCUGCAUUUCGUUGCUAUAUUUUUGUAAUAUUUCAUAAAUUUCUGUACACUGUCAGGCACUAUUUUAAUUGCAGCGAAAUGUGGCCGCGUUUUGGCAUUAAAGUCGGUAACAGCACACUGUGCAUUGCUUACGUAAAGGCCGAUGGCAAGGCUGAAGUAAUUGCUAACAAGCAAGGUGAUCGCGUCUCGCAAGCGUGUUUGCUAUGGAACGGCGAUGCGGAGACGGAAUGUGGCCUGACGGCCAAACAGAAGAUGGCCACACGACCCAAGCAAGCGGUGGCGCACAGUUUUCAACUGCUGCAGCCCGAGGAGGAGCUCAACGAGGAUAAAUUUAACAAAUUGGCGCUUAAGGAAGUGCCCUGUGAAUACGAUAAGGAGGCCUUUGUGUUCCGCAUGGAGCACACAGUGCCGGCGGAUAGAGAUGAUCAAGAGGAUACGAUAGUCACGAAAGAGAUGAGCGCCUUUGAAGUGACCGUGGAACUAUUGCGAGCGGAACUGGAGCUGGCGAGACAAUACCACACGGACACAGAGCACGAGCCAAUCGCCGUACUUUCCAUACCCAGCUACUAUCCGGCGAAAUCGAUCAAGAUGCUCUCGGAUGCUGCCAAAUCGGCUGGUUUUCAUGUAGCCCAAAUCAUUGCCGAGCCCACAGCUGCAGUGCUUUGCUAUAAAAUUGGUGAGGAGCAGCUGGAGAAGCAGCAGGAGGCACGUCGGCAUGUGCUGACCAUCAAAUGCGGCGGACUGUACAGUAACUUUGCCUUGUAUGCUGUGCAGAAUGGCUAUUUCAUUGAGCUGGCCACCUUCGGGCCCUUUUCCAUUGGCGGCCGUCAGUUCACCGAUGCGCUGGUGCAGUUCAUCUGCGAGGAGUUCAAGCGCAAGUACAAACUGGAUCCGCACGAGUCACGUCGUUCGCUGGCCAAAAUUCGAACUGCUGCAGCCAAUUGCAAGCAUAUCUUGACAACGCUGCCGUCCACGCAGCUGUACAUAGAUUCCCUGAUGGAUGGCGUUGAUUACAAUGCGCAAAUGUCGCGCGCACGCUUCGAGAGUCUCAUCCAGCCGGUGAUCAAUGGGCUGAUACAGCAGCUGAGCGAGUGUGUGGAGCGUGCACAGCAGACGCAUCCGGAACUAAAGCGCAUCGACGAUAUUGUGCUGCUGGGCGCCACCAUGCAAAUACCGAAGCUGCAAGCAGCAGUCGCAGCUCGCUUUCCGGACGCCAAGCUGCACAAUAGCCACUCUACGGACGAGGUGGUGGCCAUCGGCUGUGCCCGGCAGGCGGUCUUCCUGCUCGAUCCGCGGCAGGCGCAGCUGCAAAAGGCCGACGAUUGUGUCCUCGUCGAGGAUGAUUUGUACAUUUGGCAUGGCAACGACGAGACGAAUGCCAAACUGGUUUUGAGCAAGGGCAGCAUAUUGCCCGCCAAGAUCAAAGUGACACUGCCACAGUCGGGCGAGGGAGAUGCAAUCGAUGCCCUGGCCUCGUUCAAGCUCCGCACCGGACAAAGCGAAAUAUUGGCACGUCUGCCCGACACGACGCCGACCAUCGAUGACGGACUAUUUCAGCUGGAGGUCGAAGUGGAUUGGGAUGACAAGGAUGGUAAUAUUGUGCCAUUGGUGCGGCUGCGUUGCAUGUGAACUCAAUCAUUUAGUCUAUUUAUUGUUGGUAGCCUAAUACUUAUAAUAAAAACAGAGUAUAUAAUAAA
Molecule: messenger RNA, 1745 nt
Organism: Drosophila mojavensis
Lineage: Eukaryota; Metazoa; Arthropoda; Insecta; Diptera; Drosophilidae
Product: heat shock 70 kDa protein 14
Exons: 1
Coding region: 127-1677 (516 amino acids)
Biological process (GO): protein folding
Cellular component (GO): nucleus; cytosol
Molecular function (GO): ATP-dependent protein folding chaperone; ATP binding
Source: RefSeq, a predicted model, not a curated record